Molecule: messenger RNA, 1749 nt
Organism: Carcharodon carcharias (great white shark)
Lineage: Eukaryota; Metazoa; Chordata; Chondrichthyes; Lamniformes; Lamnidae
Exons: 7
Coding region: 51-1325 (424 amino acids)
Biological process (GO): regulation of osteoclast development; regulation of actin cytoskeleton organization; regulation of bone resorption
Cellular component (GO): plasma membrane
Source: RefSeq, a predicted model, not a curated record
GAUGGCGACAAUCAUUGAAAAGAUAAUCAUCCAAUCGGAGGUCACGGUGAAUGAGGUCACGGACGCAUUUAAAAACAAGAUGGUUUCAGCUAGCGUCUCAGAUUCAGGGAGCGAACGCCAAGGACUGGCAGGAGCUUCCGGAUGAAGAAAGACCAAGUUCAGCACCUGGUUUCAGUAAGAAUGGCUGGACCAUGGAGACACCAGAUAAGGUGACGGGUAGGGAAGGGAAGGCUACUGUUCUGUUCUGCAAGUUCACCCACCCUCACCCAGGAUACAAAGGCAACAUCACCAUCACAUGGUUGGAAAAGUGGACAAAAGUGGUACUAUUUAGUUACACAAAUUAUCCAUCGCUAAACCCACAGAGCGGCGGGUUUGAAAAUCUGAUCCACCAGAAUAUUGGUGAGCGUUAUCGAGCGAUGGGGAAUCCGAGAGAGAAUGAUGCCUCCAUAUUGAUCAAACAGCUGACCCUACGCGAUAAUUAUCAGCAAAAUAUUUGUCUUGUGAAUCUGAAGGACUAUUCCAAUGAAACGUCCCAAAGCUCGUUCCAAACAAUUCUUGUGGUAGCAGCUGAUAAGAACAAUAUGGGGCCAGUGACUGGGAAGAAGGGAGAUUCUGUCAUGCUGCCCUGCACCUUCAGUCCUCCUGGCUGGCUUGCUAGCUCCAUCACUGUCCUCUGGAUGAAGGAGAAUCCAUACAAAGAGUCCACUGUCUUUAAUCACACUCGUUCCCUCGGUGCUGGUUCUCGCGACAGUGACUCGGUUACUGUAAACGAAGGAGAUCGAUAUGAACUGAUCGGAAACACAACCCAAGGAGACGCCUCCCUAAGGAUGAGGGACCUGUGGCUGAAUGACUCCAGUGAUUAUUUCUGUCAUGUGCACAUCAAGCACAGGAAAGUGGAAAAGGUGACUCAGGAUGUGAUGAGACUACAGGUUGUUGCCCCAGCUGCUAUCCUGGAGCUGUCAGCUGUGGGCGAUGAUACAACUGGAAAGACCAUCGUGUGCAGGGUUGAAGGGGAGCCACCUGCCAACGUCACGUGGAUCGACCCUGAAAACAGCACGGUGCCCGGGGACAGCAGUGACACAACAGUCACCCGAGUGACGGGCAAACACCAAACCAUAGGAAAGUUCCUUAUCCCGAAGCUGAGAGGGACAUACAGCUGCGUGGCUGUAAACGAACACGGGAGGGACGUCAGUCAGAUCCACUUAGCCAUGGCUGACAAAAAUUACUUGGAUUUCAUAAUCGGAAUGCUGUGCCUGAUCCCGCUGGUUAAAUUUCUCCUCCUUCUGAUAACGGGGAUCAUUCUCUUCAACAAAAUAAAAGAUUAAGUGACCGUUCAACCUGAGGGCUAGAAAACAUCUGUGACCCCCAUAUGACCCUUUGUUGGUCUCCUGUUUCUCUGCACCAGGCACCAAUCCUGAGUAUGAUGCACAAUAUGGCACCUACAGUAUUAGUUUGCCAUGCCUUUUUCUCUGUUAAUAUUUCUCUCUCCAGGCUGAUGCUCCCGCUGCAGUGCUGAGGGGGUGCUGCACUGUCAAAGGCAGGACUUUUCUGAUGGGGUGUUAAACCAAGGCGCCAUCUGACCUUUCAGGUGGACAUAAAAGAUCCCACAGUCACUUGUUUUAAGGGCGGCCAAAUUACUACUAUCGUUGAUAGAGCUGAUCUGCAGACACUUUCUGGGUGGAAACAUUAAGUUUAUUUACAACAUACUCACCAGCAACUACACAUGUGCUUUCAACUCCAACUCUAUCU